Spizellomyces punctatus DAOM BR117 is the source of this 852-nucleotide messenger RNA. RefSeq lists its product as uncharacterized. Gene Ontology annotation, biological process: cell redox homeostasis; cellular response to oxidative stress. Gene Ontology annotation, molecular function: thioredoxin peroxidase activity. NCBI's taxonomy places the organism in Eukaryota, Fungi, Chytridiomycota, Chytridiomycetes, Spizellomycetales, Spizellomycetaceae. Bases 32 to 616 code for a protein of 194 amino acids. Gene Ontology annotation, cellular component: cytoplasm. The record is from RefSeq and is a predicted model, not a curated record. The transcript has 6 exons.
CACUCCACCACACACAGCAAACAAACAAGAAAUGAAUCGCCGUAGCGCUCGUAUUGCCUCCCGUACGACACCGUACCCCCCCACCAAACCCGUCAAAGCACCACCACCAGCACUCAUCGCGUCCAAACCAGAAUCAACCCCCGCGAUAUCCGCCCCGAUAUCCGCGGCACUCGUAGGCCAAACCGUCGAUACUCCAUUCAAACCUUUUUCGUCAGUCCUUUUAGAUGAAUCGGGUACAGAGGUGGAUAUCGGGUCUGAAAUUGCGUCCACGGGAGUAGUGUUUUUUGUGUAUCCUCGUGCGAAUACGCCUGGAUGUACGAAGCAAGCUACUGGGUUUCGUGAUCACUAUCAAGAGAUCAAGGAAAAAGGAUACAAAGUCUUUGGGAUAAGCGGAGACUCUGUAUCCGCUCUCCAAAAAUGGAAGACAAAAUUGGAAUUACCCUACCAACUCCUUUCAGACCCUUCAUUAGCCUUUAUAUCCCAUUUAGGAUGUUCUAAACCGUCCAAGAAAAUCGUGCGAUCUCAUGUUGUUGUUGAGAAGGGGGGACGGGUUCGACAGGUUUGUGUGGGCGUCUCGCCUGUUGAGAGUUUUGAAAAGGUUUUAAAGGUUUUGUGAUUUGGGUUGGAGGUUUUCGUGAUCGGUUUUUUAGUGUUGAGAUCUCUUUUUUGUUUUUUUUUUUUUGUUGGAUUUUUGGAUUUGCGUAUAUGCUGGCAAGCAUCUGGAAUGUUUUAACGCAAAUAAACAGAAUGUUUUAACGCAAAAUAAACAAGUACCUAAUCUGUCUAUACGAUAUCAGACAUUUUCAGUUAUUUAAAAAACGGCUUUUUAAAAAUACACCAACCAAAAAUGCC